Molecule: messenger RNA, 5646 nt
Organism: Leptopilina boulardi
Lineage: Eukaryota; Metazoa; Arthropoda; Insecta; Hymenoptera; Figitidae
Exons: 26
Coding region: 1034-5467 (1477 amino acids)
Cellular component (GO): membrane
Molecular function (GO): G protein-coupled receptor activity
Source: RefSeq, a predicted model, not a curated record
UGGACGUCUUCAAGGCAGGAUCUGUGUCGCUUCAACAAAUUUUUUUCCAAUGAUUUUUUUGUAUUGCAAGCAAUCAUUUCCUUCACUUUUUUGCAGUAGAAGAGGAGAAUUGAAGAAUAUUACUAAAUAGAAAAAAAGAACUAGAUAAGAAGCUCUUUGAUUGGCUGGAAGAAAUAAUCCAAGCAAUCGAAAAUCGACUUAACCUGCAGUUAACUUCGCAUCACUUGACGACUGGCAGUUACCAUUGUAUCAUUCAUGGAAGAAAAUAUCAACUUGAAAUAGUGAUUAUUAAUAUAUAAAAUUCCAAUUUUUAACUGUGAAAUCAUUAAAAAUAUUCAUCAUAAAUUCUAAUGUUUAUCAAAUACAAAAUGGCGGAAGUUUAUACAGUUUACUUGAAUCUCUCAUACGAAAGAAAAACUUCACGAAAAAAAUUUUACCUCCAUUACAUUCUGCGUUGAAGAAAACAAAUAAAUGCCAACAUUUUCUACAAUUCUGACUAUAAUUAUUAUUGCUGAUGGGAAUAAAUUUCGAAUUAAGGAAAUUAGAAUGUUAUUUACCACAAAACAUUUUUGGAGGUUAAGAAUAAUAUUUCAAGUAUUUUGAUGAGUUUAUUGCUUUUGGAGAGUAUUAGAUGCUUGAAGAUUUACAUAAUCAAAAAUUGAAUCCAACAAAAAAGGAAAUGCCUUGAGGAUUGUGAAUAUUUUUCGAAAAAAAAAGGAUUCUUGUCAUCGUUUUGUUUAAUUUACUCAAUGACACAUUCAACGAUCUCGAGAGACCCUUUAUUGUCCCAAGGGGGUCAUAAGUCGUCGACUAGAGUUUACGAAACGCUUAUCACAUCCCAACUGUGACGGAUUAACGGCUAUCGUGACGAGUAUAUAUAGAUAUAUAUUCGCCUCACGACAAAAUGCGGUUCAACGAUCGAAUUGGAAUCACCGUUCAUGCAUCGACGGCUCCAACUUUUUAAUGAUCUACUCCUCGUUAUCAUGCGUCAAUUUCUUCCUCAACGAUCCUGUGAAAUGUGCACCGGAUAAAAAUGCGGUCGACCUCUUCCGGCAUUAUUAACGUAUUGACGCUAUUACUUCUUUGUCUAAUUGUUGUAUUAAAAACAGACAGUUCAUCAGAUUGUAAUGAAUAUUUGGUUGGACGACGUGGAAUUAUUCAAACACCAAAUUUUCCACGUGCAUUUCCAUUGCCAAUUAAUUGUCGAUGGAUCAUUGACGCAUCCGAAAUUCUCUCAACGAAUGGUUCAAUUGUUAUUUAUUUUACUCAAUUGUUUGUCUAUUCGGGACUUAAAUUCACUGAAUAUGCAUAUUACGAAUCGGAAAAUUCCAAUUUUGGAGGGACAUUACUUAAUGAAAUUAAUGAGGCGAAUAUUUUUCAAUAUCGAUGGUUUAAAACAUAUAUGCCAUUUCUUGUGAUUGAAUUUCAUUUGGAACGACUUGAAGGACAUCAUAUACGAGUUUUGGAUAAUUUACUUGAUGUUUAUGGAUUUAAUAUCACUUAUGAGAUGACUGAUGACCAGGCUAAUCAAAAUAGUUGCACUGUCAAGGAUUGCUCAUUCUCGGGAAACUGCUAUAUUGACGCUGAGUUCACUUCUUUUUCCUGUGGAUGCUUUCAAGGUUUCAGUGGAAAAAAUUGUGAAUUUGGACCACUUUGCAGGGAGAAUGAACAACAUUUAGUUUGCCGUAAUAAUGGCACGUGCAGGCACGUCGGAGCUGCAGCGGUGCGAUGUCAUUGUGCCACCGGAUAUACAGGAAAUGUUUGCGAGAUUCCACCCACGCGCUCACAGGACACUGAUUGCAAGGGAGAAAAUUGUAUACUCCAGUGUUCUUAUCCAGGCGAAAACCGGAAGCCCUGUCAGUGCAAACACAGCAUAAAAAUCUACAAUAAUCGAUCGAGAUACGAAUGUAGGAUAAAAUUGUCCAAUGUCACGUCCCUCCGGGCUACUCUUCUCGCUCAACACGGCACCAUAGAGUCUCUUCUCAGUCGACAGCUUACAAAAUAUUUAAAGAAUGCUAGUAUCACUUCAAUGGAGGACUUAAAAAUCCUGAGCGUGACACCUUCAUCGGAAGUGACGUUUCAUUUUUUCGGCAACUCACAUGAUGGGGAUAAAAUUCGAGAAGCACUUAAUCGUCUCGUUCAACGUCGACGGUUAAACGAAAUCACUCUUGAAUCCACACACUUUACCUUUCAGCAGAAACCAUCACUCAGACUUAAGAGCUUACGUAUCAACCAAGUGAACGAGCAUCAGGUGCGAUUGGGUGACCAAUUCAUUUUAUCUUGUGUUGCACAGGGAAGUUAUAAUAUUGCUUUUACAUGGUACAAGGACAAUAUGCUUGUCAAUAUGAGCAAAGCCACAAGAGAAAUAUGGUAUAGACACUUACCAAAUGAUGGAUCGGAUUUGCAUACGUCUUUAUUGACAAUAGACAAGGCAACUCUUCUCGACGGUGGAAAAUAUACGUGUCAAGUUGUCGAUUGGGGAAUGCAGCAAUGUAAAAGUAUUUAUAUUGAAAUCAAAGAUGAAUCGGACGUUAAAGUUGUUCCAAUGAGUGUGACACUGGAAAAGGGCGGAAGCAUUAAAUUGAUGUGCAUUACACCAAAUAUGAGAAGUCUUGGAAUUGGUUUUGGCUGGACGAAAAAUCGAGCUCUUUUAAAAUUAGAACCAGGAAGUGAAGUUUGGGAAGAUCUCUAUCCAGCCGGAAGUAUUUUAAAAAUUACAAAAGCUCAGAAAUCUGCAAUAUAUACCUGUAACGUUGCCUUAAGGUCAAUGUCAGUUCGUGUGGAAGUUGUGAAUCGAACUUUGAUUCCUCUUUGUCAAAAAGAAAAAUCCUGGGGCUUAGAAUGGUCCGAAACUGGUCCUGGAACAGAAGCACUUCUUGAUUGUCCUCGACAUUUUAUUGGACGUCAUGCUUCGAGGCUUUGCUCAAUGAAAGAUGCAACUUCAACGAGGUGGCAAAGUCCUGAUUUUUCCAAUUGCCUCUAUGAACCAUUAAUUCUUACCUAUAACAAGUUUCGUAGUUUAACACUCGGUUAUCAAAAUACAACUGGUUCUGAAACAAUAAAUGAAUUCUGGAACAUUUUACGAAAUCGAUCAUCCUCGUUCUAUCCCGGUGAAGGUGAUCGGAUUUUAAACAUCCUCGCCGAGAUAGAAUUAUAUCAAUUUAAUAUUGAUGACACGAGAGAUUUGGCCAACUCGGCAGAGUCUAUGAUUGGAAUAUUAAAUAGAAUUCUAGAAGAAGAAAGUGCGAUAUACAAUCAACAGAAAUUACAUCUUUUAAAGCACUUGACUCAGAGAACUUUGACCCAUUGGACUAAACAGUCAAUAGAUGCUCAUAAACAUUUGAGCAUGUCGUCUUUAAUAUUAGAUAUGCAAUCGUUACAAAUGAAAAAUAAUUAUUGGACAAUGAUUGUACCUUCCGACAAUUAUGUAUAUCCAAAUUGGUAUGAUGACAAAAUUACAAUUCGAUCAUUAAGAAAACAAUUUUCUUCAACUGCCAAUUUUUCUGUUACUGGUAGUGUUAUUGUUUUUCGAAAUUUAACACAUCUCAUGCCAGGAAUUUUCGAAAAGAAACUCGAAGACGGAAGCGAUUUAAAAUAUCGUAUUGAUUCACGUGUAAUUAUGGUAACGGCCUCGAAUCAUUUUCCAAAAGAUACAGACAAUAUUUGGGUGGAUUUACAAAUGCGUCAUUUAAGUAAUCAAACAUCAAUGUGGAAUGUUUCGUGUGGUUUUUAUGAUAAUUCUGGAUCAUGGGAUUUAAAUGUUUGCUCACUAACACCAUUGUCAGAGGAAAGAACUGUUCAAUGUUUAUGUCCAAGUACAGGAAUAUUUGCCGUAUUUCUCACAUCUCAAGCGACUAAAAUCACUGAAUUGAAAAGUGAGAAAACACCAUUAAUUGUGGUAUUUGGCUGUGGUAGUUGUUUACUUCAAUGUCUACUUUCUUCAUUGAUUAUCGGACUCUUUUGGUGGAAUAAUCGUACAUGGUUGAACUUUCUUAAAUUACAAUGUUGCGCUGCAAUUAUUGCGGCAAUGGGAAUGUUCAUUUAUGCAGUGAUCAAUAAUAUUCCCGAGAGUUCCUGGUCUAUCGUGGCAUUAAGUCUGGAGACUUUUCUCCUCGUUGCUAUGACAGCGCCAAUAUCUCAAGCGCUAAUCAUUUACGCCGAGCUUACAAACGUCCGUCCUAGCCACCACCUGCAACCAACAGUAAUUGCCGUUAUUACCGGUGUUCCAAUUUUAUCAGUAUUAGCAACGGAAUUAAUUCACAAAAGUGCAGGUUGGCGACAUGAAUCAUGGUGGUUAAUUUUCGGUAGUGGUGUCUAUAAUAUAUUUAUAACUUGCACUGCAAUGAUGCUAUUAAUUUUUGGUUUACUAUACGGUGGAGUGUUACUUAGAAGUCAAGCUCUCGUUAAAAGAAGUAUUGUAAAAAAAGAAUCUAUUAUAUCAAGUGUUCAUAUGGUUCAUCGAACAACUGUUAUUGUUUGUGGAAUUAUCGUUAUGGAGGCAUCAUCGGUAUUUUAUAUAAAUUCAUCAUCAAUUAUUUUUCAUUAUGCAUUUGCAGUUUCGGCGGCGUUGUUGGGAUUCAUUAUUUUCAUGACGUAUGUCGUAAGCAAUGAGCUCAAGUGCUUGAUUUCCAAAUGUAAAGCAAGGCAUAAAGGAGGCAUUGAAGAGGAAUGCAUCUCUGAUCAAAUUAAAGUGUGCUCGAAAAUGAAUCCCGAAGUUGAAAAUGAUUUGGCGCCAACGCAUCUACUCACUGAGACAAAAUAUCGUGAAUCACGUGGAAUAGCGGCCGGUAGUCUUGACAUGAGGGAUUAUAUGAACGAGAUUAUUGCUUAUCCAAAGUCUUCCUCCGUCCCUAUGGUGAAAAAUAGAUUUUUACCCGAGAUUCGUAUUGACAAUACUGACGAUAUAAAUCUUGAGAAUUACAAUACAAGUCCACGUAAAUAUCAAGAAACAAAAUUGGAUACAAAUUUUACAAAUCGACAUUCAUUGAUUGAUUCUUCUUAUAUUCCUGAGGGCUAUACAACAAUGAAUGAAUGUUGUACAACAUUUCGUGACUUUAAUAAAUUUUCAACAUCCCAAGAGAUACCUGUUCAAGUUUGUCUACCAUCGCAAAGUGUCACACCAUCUGAAUGUACGACAACGACAAUUUUAUGUAGUGCCGACGUUGAAACAACAACAAUAGGAAUAAAUUCAAUGCCCGAUGUGACUUUAGCUGUAAAUAGUGAAGUGGAAUUGUUAAAUAACGUAAAUAAUACAGAUCUUGUAAAUAAUAAAAUAGAACACGUUACUGUUAUACCUGACAUUGCAAACACCAUGGAACGUAAGCAACCCGAUGGUGAGGAAAAAAUUGCCGAGCUUAAAUUAUUAAAUUGUGAAACGAACAGCGCAAGUGGAAUGUUAGAUCGAAUAUCUCAUGAUCUUGAUUAUCUGCUCAAUCGUACACAAACGAAUAAUGAAGAGAAAACAUAAUUCUGUCCGAUCGUUCGAUUAUUUCUCUAAUAUAUAUAUAUAAUAAUUAUAUAUUUGACAAAUUUCUUUAUUAUCUUUCAUUCAUAUAUUAUAAUGUAAAAUUUCAUCAUCAUCUUUAUAUAAUUAUUAACAUUUUUCUCAUCAUCUCUCUUUUUUCUAUGAAAAAAAAAAUCAUCAAA